Messenger RNA from Mya arenaria, 4541 nucleotides. RefSeq lists its product as uncharacterized. The transcript has 16 exons. The coding region runs from base 124 to 1122 and encodes 332 amino acids. NCBI's taxonomy places the organism in Eukaryota, Metazoa, Mollusca, Bivalvia, Myida, Myidae. The record is from RefSeq and is a predicted model, not a curated record.
AUCUUGUAACACUCGGAAAGUGAAGUUGGAUUGUUAAGAAGUUAAGUCUGGAAGAGGAAAAACGUAUUUUCCUGAGUUCAUCUACAGAGAAUACGAUUAGGAAACAUUAAAGACAAACUCGAAAUGGCGAUUAGUAAUGCAGAUGUUUUUGACAGAAAUCUGGAUGAAUCUACAAAACAGACAGAAGGGAGUGAAGGAGCAGAAACGUCCAGCCAUGAUGAAGGGAAAAACCUGCAUGUCCAUGUGAUGAGGAGGAUUUAUUUGGACGAAGAGACAAGGAAGAGUUUGGGAGAAAUACGUUCCUUGUAUGGUUAUGAAAUUCUGUUGCCUAUAUCCAGAGUAGUGGGUUAUCAUGAAUAUGAAGCUAGGAGACGAUUGAAAUUGAAUUCAUUGCCUGAGGAAUUGCGGAGGAAAUUAGAAAGAAUGGCUGAAGCGGAGGCAGGCGUCAAUGAAUUGAUGGGAAAGUUGGAAGUGCUGUUUGAGCUGUUUUUGUACGUUUGUCUGAUACUUGAAACAUCAACAUCAAAGCAAACAAGGAGAAGCAAAGAGGACAAAUGCAUUGUACAUAUAUUGCUUCUCCGAUCUGGAGUUGAGUCGAAUCCCGGCCCAAGGACAUGGAUUGAUUACUUACGUGAAUGGGACAAACCUACAAAAGACGAUUUAAUGUAUCUGUCGGGCCGCAUAGGCAAUGGAUGGAGGCAUUUGGGGGCUAGACUGCGCUUGCGUCAAGCACAACUGGACCAUAUUGAAUAUGACCACAAAGGCAUGCAAAACCAAAUAUAUCACAUGCUGCUUGAGAGCACAAAGUCGGGACUGGAAGCCAGUUUGAAGGAUAUAUUGUUGAUGUUAGACGUUGCUUCGACUGAAUUCACGAUGACAGUCGACUGGGAUGACAUUACUCUUAGAUUUGCAAACAAUGGUCAGGAACAACAACUGAUGCUAAGAGAUGUCGCUAACCCUAUUUUGGCACGGAUGGUCGAUGUCGAGAAUAAAAUUGCUAAUUUACAAGCAGAAAACAGGGAGCUGAAAACAAAAAUUGCCACCCUUGAACGCGUAGCACAAAAGAGAAACGCUGAGGAAGGAGAGACAUCAACUGACGUGAAAAGGGUCAAACAACAGUGAACGUUAUGACAACUUUAACAUCGUUAGUGAGAGAUGAGGAGUAUGACCACGGAUUAAGACGUAAUUUACAUGAUUUUAGUUGUAUCUGUCCGUCUAGUCGCCACCAAGCUUGUUUGAGGUUUGAGAUGAUGGUGAUAAAUGGUUAAGACUUUUUGACACUGACAGCAUUGUAAAUAAUAUUUGUACAAUAUUGAACAUAGUGAGUUUACAUAAUUAGGUCAUCUUAUCAACGGCCGUAUAAUCCUGCGAUCAAUUUGUCUAACGCUUUGUUCUUGCAUGUUGAACGAGAUGUUUGGAAACCGGACUGAUUACACUUGUUUGUAAAUAGUAUAAAUACAAUAAUUGGAUCCAUUCUGAAUUUACUAAUUGGUAUCAUCUUCACAACGAGCGUAUCAUUCUACAAUUUAAUGUGUCUUACUUUUUUCUUUGAUGUUACGAGAUAUAUUUUGAAACCGGAAUGGUUACACCAGGUCGCUAAGCAUUCAUUUUUCAAGAUCUAACAGCAAGCUGUCCUACGUUCUUGAAUGAUACCUAGAAAUGAUUGAAAAAUGAACAUUAACAUGAGUAUUCCUUAGUAAAAUAUGUGAGUUUGAUGUCCUAAAAUUCUUAUAUCAGGUAUUGUUUUGUUGUAUAUGUAUAUGCUUUUUAACUGUACAUAGUCUAAGAAAUGUAUACAGAUUGUAAAGUUUUAAAAUAAAGCCAUACUAAGAAACUGCAACCAAUUUGUAAAAGAUAAUUAGAAAUAUUUUUUUAAACAAUAUAGUUUAAUAACUUUACUACAUUACCAUCAACUGUUUAGAACUUACGUACAAAUGCAACUUACUAAUACGUUGUUUUUUUUAUAAAAUAGAAACAUAUUAUCUACCGCAUAUCUUUGGAUCAUACAACUGUAAAGUAUAAUUGAAAUGUAUAAUUUUCCAGAUAAUAUCGCAUUCAAAAAGAUAUAAUAAAUUGUAUAUUCUUUAUCUAAAUUGAACAUAUGGCGUUACAUUUAGGUAUGUAAUAAGUUAAACAUGUUUUAUCAUUUAUCUUAAAGGUUAGCUUUUUCGUUUGUUAUUUAAUCAGAUUUUAAAUUAUAUGUUGUACUAUAUUUUUCGUUUAGUAUUAAGACAUUAUGUACGCUGGAUAUCAUCUAAAGACGCGCAUUAGUACUUUGCAAAUGACAUUAACACAUGUUUAUUAGCUAAAUGUAUUGAACAAGAAAAGCAAGAUUACUUUAUCUGAUGUUCAGCUCGUGCAUUUUUUAUUUACUUUUGUGCCAUGAUUGUUAAACUAGAGAACUUGGGUUUUUAAACUUAGUUUACACUAGAUAUCCUCGGAAUACACACAUCUAUUAGCCUUUUGAAUAUGACAAAUGUUACAGAUUUAUUAUUUAAAUAUAUUAGAAUGAAUUGGCUUUUAAUAAACAAACUUGGAUUUUUAACAACCGCAAACAGAUAAAAUUACGUGGCCUUAACCAUAAGCAAAGUCCGGUUACCGAUAUCCGAGAAUUCCUACUAAUUAACAUAAUGUUAGCGGUAUUUUACAGAUGUACAUAUCUUAGGUAGCAUGUAUGCAUGUAAUAGUACACAGUAUACAUUGUAUAACGAUUUCAACUGAAGUGUAUUAAAUUGAUUGUAGUAUUUACUUUUGACCUUCUUUAUUAAUAUGCUAAACACUACAUCCUGGUAAUCUCUGAAUUUGUUUGGCCUUUUUAUGAAAUAAUGUAUUAACUACUUUCAUCUAAUAAUCAACGCGUUUUGAUAUGUUGAAUGAAAUUUGACUUUUUGAACAUUGUCUAUUGUGUAUUGAAGACGUUUUAUGUUCAAGUUCAAAUAGACACUCUUGUCUUUCUAUCUUUAAACGUAUGUGAUAUGAGUUGCCUUUUUUGAUAAAUACUCUGGCGAUUUAGUCAUGGCAACUUUAAAUGGAAAACUUCAAAUUUAAAAGAGGCUAUUUUAUAAACGAGCGUAAGCACGUAGGAUUCAAUGUACUUAACUAUUUUCUUACACUCGAAAUUUUGAAACCGGAAUGGUUACACAAGGUUUAAUCUAACGUUGCAAAUGAUUUUGAUUUAAAUUCUUAAACUCGCCUAGCACAUUUUUUUUCCGGAUCGUACAACAGGUUGUCCAACGUUCUUUGUAGAGAUGCUCACAAUAUGAAUAUAAACAUGUGUAUAUCUUAGAAAACAUGUGAGAAUGAUUUCCUAUAAUCAUUAUAACUGGUUUAAAUUUGUGGUAUAUGGAUAUAAUAUUUAAAUGUACGGAGUCUUUAAAAUGAAUACGGACAAUAAAGUUUCAAAGUAUAAACAUGUUAAGAAACCUAAGCCUAUAUUGAAAACGAGCCUUAUAAAAUUUAUUUAAAAUUUAAAACAAAAUGGUUACUUAAUUUUAUAACUUUAUCUUUUUAGUCAUAAACUAGAAACAUAUUAUAAUCUGCAUAAAUUUGGAUCAUAAACCUGUUCUGCAUAAUUAAAAAAUAAUAUCACAAAUGAUAAAUUGUAUACUUUUGUUUAAAAUGAACCUAUGACGUUUUAUUAGUUUAUGUAAUAAGUUAAACAUUUUUACCUUUCAUUUAUUUUAAUAGUUAGCUUUUUUCCUGUGUUAUUUGAUCAAAUUUGUAAUAAUAUGUUGUACCAUAUUUUCCGUUUAAGUGUUAAAUCAUUAUGUACGCUGGAUAUCAUCUUAAGAGACGCAUUAGUACUUUGCAGUUGACAUUAACACAUAUUUAUUAUCUAAAUAUCUUAAACAAUAAAAGCAAGAUUACUUUAUUUGGUGUGCAAGUGUUGUAUCUACUUUUGUGCCGUGAAUAUUCAGAAAAUGUUAAAUUCGUGUACCUUAGUGUUUAGACAAUGUGUACACUAUAUAUCCUCGGAAUACACACAAAAGCACUUUGAAUAAAACAUUUGUCACAUAUUGUAUUAUCUAAAAACGUUGAGAUUUGGUUUUAGGUAAUAGACGUGGUUGUUUGAUAGCCGGAAAUAAAUAUAUCACGUGGCCUUAACCGAGAAUAAGCAGAGUUCGGUUACCGGUAUCCGAGGAUAACUACUAAUGAAACUAUUUUAGAGGUUUUUUACUGAAUGUAUAUAUAUUUUAUGUAACAUGUAUACAUGUAAUAAUACACGAUAUACAUGGUUUAAUGAUUUCAACUUCUGUCUAAAAUUGAUUGUAGUAUUUACUUGGUAAUUCUUUAUCAACAUUAAGAACAUUGUAUCCUCGUUAUCAGUUAAUUAUAUUACCUUUAAUAAAAUUAUAUAUGUUACUACCUUUACUUAAUAGCCAACGCGUUUUGGUAUGCUGAAUAGAAUUUGAUUUUUUUAAAACAUUGUAUUUUGUGUAUUGAAGACAUUUUAUGUUCAAGUCCAAAUAAACACUCUUGUCUUUAUGUCUUUGAAUGUUUGUACUAUGAGUUUGCUUUUUUAAUAAAUACUCCAGAUAUUU